AUGGUAACAGAUAUCAAGGGGGAAAUCGUGGCUACACGCCCGGCUUCAGAGAGCGAUGGCCCGGCAACGACGAUCAGCCUCGAUCCUGUGAAGGAGGCAAAGAUGAUGCGCAAGUUCGACAUCUGGGCGCUUGGUUCGUUGGGCAUCCUCUACAUGCUGGCCAAUAUCGAUCGGAGCAACAUUGGUAAUGCUCAGGUCUCCGGCCUGCCCGCCGAUCUCGGCCUCAUUGGCAACCAGUACGGCACGGCUGUGACACUCCUUUAUGCCACCUAUGUUCCCUUUGAGGGUCCGGUCGCCGUUCUUCUCAAGAUCAUCGGCCCCAAGUACCUGCUCUCGUGCUGCUGCCUCGCAUGGGGGGUUGUCUGUCUCUGUACUGGCUUCGUCCAGAACUGGCAGGGUCUGUAUGCAUGCCGCAUGCUCACAGGCUUCUUCGAGGCCGGUUUGAUCCCUUGCAUCAACGUCUACCUCAGCCUUAUCUACAAGAAGGAGGAACGUGGCAAGCGGUCUUCUGUCAUUUUUGCCUUCAGUGCUCUGGCCAGUGCCUUUGGCGGCCUGUUCGCCUACGGCCUGACCCAUAUCCACACGGGGACCGAUUUCACGUCGUGGCGAGCCCUGUUUAUGUUGGAAGGGGCUAUCACGGUUCUUGUCGCACCAUUUUUCUUUUACUUCUUCCCUGACACGCCGCGGACCGCUUGGUUCUUGACGGAGGAGGAGAAGGGAAUGAUGGACCUCCGAUAUGAGCUCAAUCCACACUGGGGCAUUGACGAGAAGUUUACGUGGAAGGCCGUCCGCGAUGCCCUGACUGAUCCUAAGUGGUAUGCAUUUUGGAUCUUCCAGUUUAGCGUGGACAUCUCCCUGUACGGCUUCACGACUUUCAUGCCGACGAUCAUUAACGGCCUCGGCUACAAAUCUUACAAAGCCAAUCUUAUGACCGUCCCCGUCUACUUUUGGGGACUCUUCACGUUUCUCUUUCUGGCAUACAUGUCGGACAGGCAGCGUCUACGGGGCGCCUGGAUUGCAGCCGCACUGCUAUGCUUGAUUGUUGGAUACGCAUUGCUGAUAGGUGCAAAGAGUCUUGGCGUUCGCUAUUUUGCAUGCUAUAUCACCAUUAUGGGAAUCUAUCCGACGACUGGCCUCAGCAUGAUGUGGCUCAGCGACAACUCGGCACAACACUUCAAGCGGGCAACCAUGGUUGGUGGUGCGCUGACGCUCGGCAACACGGCCGGCGUUGCAGUGGGCCAGAUAUUCGUGACUGCCGACAAGCCGCGGUACAUCAAGGGCUUGUCGAUCGCGCUCGGCCUAGCCGUGGUGGCGCUCGUCUGUGUGACCUCGCUGGUGUAUGGCAUGAAUGCAGCCAACAAGAGGCGUGCAGAGCGCAUUCGGGUGGCAGAAGAGAAUGGCGAGCCGUUGCCACAUCAGCCGGAAAUGGGCGACUACGACGUGCACUUCAGGUACACCUUAUAA
Molecule: messenger RNA, 1464 nt
Organism: Grosmannia clavigera kw1407
Lineage: Eukaryota; Fungi; Ascomycota; Sordariomycetes; Ophiostomatales; Ophiostomataceae
Product: high-affinity nicotinic acid transporter
Exons: 5
Coding region: 1-1464 (487 amino acids)
Biological process (GO): transmembrane transport
Cellular component (GO): membrane
Molecular function (GO): transmembrane transporter activity
Source: RefSeq, a predicted model, not a curated record